Messenger RNA from Rhizophagus irregularis DAOM 181602=DAOM 197198, 1224 nucleotides. NCBI's taxonomy places the organism in Eukaryota, Fungi, Glomeromycota, Glomeromycetes, Glomerales, Glomeraceae. The record is from RefSeq and is a predicted model, not a curated record.
UUUUUUCAGAAUUCCCAAAAGUAUUAAUGUCAACUACUGCCUCACCACAAAAGAAACGAAGGUUAUCAAAUCCUUCGAUAGAAGAUCGCAAAGUUGUUAUAAAUGAACCAACAAAAAAAACCAAACAGGACAACUUAAAUAACGGAGGAGUUUCAAUUAGCAACAACGCAGUUACUACCAAUACAGAAACAACAGAGACACCUUCAGUUUUAUCAAAUUUACCAACCAGUAGUAACACUCGUGCUAAUGUUAACACUUCAGUUAAUAACUCACCAAAACCUGUAGGGCAGAAUAAUAAUAGCAAUAUGUCAGUUAGUACUUCAGGGAUUAACAAUAAUAAUAAAGAAAAAGAAAAAGAAUCAAUAUCUGCUUCUACAACAAGUCCAACAUCCCCUGUUAAAGGAAAAGGCAGUAUGAACCAACAAAUACAUCAGAGAACUUCUUCGACUUCUUCAACACAUACACAACAACUUAAUGUGCCCUUAUCUCAAUUACCUCCACAUGAAUUGUUAAUUCGCUGUACAAAGAAAGAAGAAGAAAUUCAAACUUUGCUGGGAGAACUUCAAACUCUUUCUCAAACUCUUACUCCUGAAUUUUCAUAUGAUCUAUCACUCCGUAAAAAAUUUCUUGAUCCUGCUACUAAUAUUUUAUUUCGAACCAUGAAAAAAGAAUUGGAAGAUAAGGAUAAAUUUAUUGAAAGUUUACAAAGAGAAUUAGAGGGUGUUGGCUUUACUCCAAAUAGUAUUACGGGUAAAAAACUCGUUGCAAAAUUACUUGCAUUACAAAAUGAAAAUGAGGAGCUAGGAAGACAGCUUCGACAAGGUCGUGUCGAACAAUAUGAAAUAGAAAUAGCUUUACAAAGAAAAGUUAUUGACGAACUUAAACAAGGACUUGAGGAAUCGGAUAAUCAACUUAUAUCCUUAGAUGCAGAAAUGGAAAGAUUACAAAAUCUUUUAUUUCAAAUGAGAGCAAAAGUUAAAAGCUAUGAAGAAAAAUAUGGUCCUUUAGAACCCGAUAAUAAAGAUGAUGCAGCGGAAACUUCAACUAUUAAAGAGAAAAAAUUAGAAACGUAAAUGUUUCUAUAUCCAGAUCGGUGAAUUUCGAGUGAAUUAAACGAUUUAUUUAUACAAUGCCUGUCAUAAGAUAAUCUGCUACUAUAAAUAAAAUUAUAAUCAUCAUGUGAUCAUCCGAACUCUAUACUGUAGUAUAUUUUUUUGCAAAAAA